AUGGAGAGGGACAGGAGGAAACGCAGCGCCAGCAGCAUCUCGUCUACCCUUCUUGACACCUCCUCCCCGUGGCUCCAGCCAGACCCUAGAGGUCAGCCUUGCAGACCAACAGGACUCCCAGCUUUCCCUUUUCAAGAGGUCCCCAGACACCGGCCGUCCUCUUCCAGCCCCUGCGGCCAGCGCAAGGAGGCACCAAUGCUCUGAGGCUGUCGCGUGGUGCAGCGUCGAGCAUCCUCGCCGAGGUCCUUUCUGCUCCCUGUCCCGCCUCACCCCGCUCCAUCACACCAGCUGGCCCUCUUUGCUUCCCGUUCCCAGAAUCGUUAAGCCCCGACUCCCACCAGCGCCUCGUACCAACCUCGCCCCACCCCGUCCCCCUGCCUUCCCACGCUCCGGUGUCCCCCUCUGCCAUGAGCUCCCCCAUCAGCAAGAGCCGCUCGCUUGCCGCCUUCCUGCAGCAGCUGCACAGUCCGAGGCAGCCCCCGAGACCGGUGACAUCUACGGCGUACACGUCCCCUCAGCCGCGAGAGGUGCCAGUCUGCCCGCUGACAGCUGGUGGCGAGACUCAGAACGCGGCCGCCCUGCCGGGCCCCACCAGCUGGCCACUGCUGGGCAGCCUGCUGCAGAUUCUCUGGAAAGGGGGGCUAAAGAAACAGCACGACACCCUGGUGGAGUACCACAAGAAGUACGGCAAGAUUUUCCGCAUGAAGUUGGGUUCCUUUGAGUCGGUGCACCUGGGCUCGCCAUGCCUGCUGGAAGCGCUGUACCGCACCGAGAGUGCGUACCCGCAGCGGCUGGAGAUCAAACCGUGGAAGGCCUAUCGCGACUACCGCAAAGAAGGCUACGGGCUGCUGAUCCUGGAAGGGGAAGACUGGCAGCGGGUCCGGAGUGCCUUUCAAAAGAAACUAAUGAAACCAGUGGAAGUGAUGAAGCUGGACAACAAAAUCAAUGAGGUGUUGGCUGAUUUCAUGGGCAGAAUAGAUGAGCUCUGUGAUGAAAGAGGCCACAUUGAAGACUUGUACAGCGAACUGAACAAAUGGUCAUUUGAAAGUAUCUGCCUCGUGUUGUAUGAGAAGAGAUUUGGGCUUCUCCAGAAGAAUGCAGGGGAUGAAGCUGUGAACUUCAUCACGGCCAUCAAAAUAAUGAUGAGCACGUUUGGCAGAAUGAUGGUCACUCCAGUCGAGCUGCACAAGAGCCUCAACACCAAGGUCUGGCAGGACCACACUCUGGCCUGGGACACCAUUUUCAAAUCAGUCAAAUCUUGUAUCGACAACCGGUUAGAGAAGUAUUCUCAGCGGCCUAGUGCAGAUUUCCUUUGUGACAUUUAUCACCAGAAUCGGCUUUCAAAGAAAGAAUUGUACGCUGCUGUCACAGAGCUCCAGCUGGCUGCGGUGGAAACGACAGCAAACAGUCUAAUGUGGAUUCUCUACAAUUUAUCCCGUAAUCCCCAAGUGCAACAAAAUCUUCUUAAGGAAAUUCAAAGUGUAUUACCUGAGAAUCAGGUGCCACGGGCAGAAGAUUUGAGGAAUAUGCCGUACUUAAAAGCCUGUCUGAAAGAAUCUAUGAGGCUUACGCCAAGUGUACCAUUUACAACUCGGACUCUUGACAAGGCAACAGUUCUGGGUGAAUAUGCUUUACCCAAAGGAACAGUGCUGAUGCUAAAUACUCAGGUGUUGGGAUCCAGUGAAGACAAUUUUGAAGAUUCAAGUCAGUUUAGACCUGAACGUUGGCUUCAGGAGAAGGAAAAAAUUAAUCCUUUUGCGCAUCUUCCAUUUGGCAUUGGAAAAAGAAUGUGCAUUGGUCGCCGAUUAGCAGAGCUUCAACUGCAUUUGGCUCUUUGUUGGAUUGUCCGCAAAUAUGACAUCCAGGCCACAGACAAUGAGCCUGUUGAGAUGCUACACUCAGGCACCCUGGUGCCCAGCCGGGAGCUCCCCAUCGCGUUUUGCCAGCGAUAAGAUGCCUCAGACGGUGGUAUUUGUUAAAAUCAUAUCCAACUCGGACUGAGUGCUGGGAUCCAAGGCAUUCUACAGGGUUCACUGCUGGUUUACACUUCACCUGUGUCAGCACCAUCUUCAGGUGGUUAGAAUGGCCUGGGAGGCUGUUCUGUCUUGCAUCUUCCAUAACAUGAAAGGGAGGCUUGCACUUGUCAGUCAGGUAGAGGUUACAAACCGUUUCAGCCCCUGCCUACCACAUUCACUGUUUGAAUCUUUAAUUCCCAAGAAUAAGUUUACAUUUCAAUGAAAGACCUACAACAGCUAAAUUUUCUGGGGCUGGGAGUAAUACUGACAAUCCAUUUACUGUAGCUCUGCUUAAUGUACUACUUGGGAAAAUGUCCCUGCUUAAUAAUGUAAGGCAAGCUAAAUGAUGGUUAAAGUUAUCAGGCCUCCCAUGAAAUUGCCUUCUUCCGCAUUGAAAUAAAAACAUUAUUGGGAAACUAGAGAACACCUCUAUUUUUAAAAGGACUUUAAUGAAGUCAAACAUACAAGACUAGUGAUUCACUGGGGCAUUAUUUUGUUAGAGGACCUUAAAAUUCUUUACUUUUUAAAUGUGAUUCCUUUAUGACAUUAGGGUAAGGACGAAGCAACAAUUUUUAAAUUGUGUAUGUGCAUAUGAAGCACAGACAUGUAUGUGUGUGUGUGUCUGUGUGUGUGUCUGUGUAUGUGUGUGUGUAUUCUAAUGGUAAUUUGCCUCAGUCAUUUUUUUAAUAUUUGCAGUACUUGAUUUAGGAUCUGCAGUGGAGGGCAAUGUUUCAAACUUUAGUCACAGCUUAAAAAUAUUCAGUGUGACUUUAAUAUUAUAAAAUGAUUUCUCAUGCCAUAAUUUUUCUGUCUAUUAAGUGGGACAGUUGUAAAGCAUGCAAAAGUUAGAGAUCUGUUAUAUAACAUUUGUUUCGAUUUGAACUCCUAGGAAAAAUAUGAUUUCAUAAAUGUAAAAUGCAUAGAAAUGCAUACAAUACUUAUUAAGACUUAAAAAUUGUGUUUACAGAUGGUUUAUUUGUGCAUAUUUUUACUACUGCUUUUCCUAAAUGCAUAAUGUAUAUAAUUCUGUAUAUUUGAUAAAUAUUUCUUCCUACAUUAUAUUUUUAGAAUAUUUCAGAAAUAUACAUUUAUGUCUUUAUAUUAUAAUAAAUAUGUACAUAUCUAGGUAUAUGCUUUCUGCUGUGAAAUUAUUUUUAGAAUUAUAAAUUCACAUGUCUGGUCAGAUUUCAUCUGUAUACCUUCAAAUUCUCUGAAAGUAAAAAUAAAAGUUUUUAAAUAUU
Nomascus leucogenys (northern white-cheeked gibbon) is the source of this 3256-nucleotide messenger RNA. Its product is annotated as cytochrome P450 family 24 subfamily A member 1. Lineage: Eukaryota; Metazoa; Chordata; Mammalia; Primates; Hylobatidae. Gene Ontology annotation, cellular component: mitochondrial inner membrane. The record is from RefSeq and is a predicted model, not a curated record. Gene Ontology annotation, biological process: C21-steroid hormone biosynthetic process; cholesterol metabolic process; cellular response to peptide hormone stimulus. Gene Ontology annotation, molecular function: heme binding; iron ion binding; monooxygenase activity.